AGACUGUAGAUGAAACUGAUGAGAAUUCCUUAAAUAGCAUACAUUUGUGGAGAAGACAUUAUUCUGCGCAAUAAAGCAUUGUCCUUUGACCAGUAAUGAGUGACAGAACUGCCAUAUGGUAUGCGUCAGAUAGUUUUUGUUUUGGUUGCACAAGCAUGUCUUGCGCUGUUGUGGAUGACUGGUCUGAGGCAGGUCUGCAGCUGAUGACUUCCUAAUGCAUGAGCUCUCAAUAUCUGAAUGAGUUUGAAAGACCCCAGAGAAACAAGGCUUGCUAAGGCUUUUCGGACACUCGGGCGAUGGGAGAACAAACACAGGAAGUGUCAGAAAGCCGCGAUGUAAAACAGGACAUGGGUCUCACAUGGGAAUGUAGCUCUAGUAACUGUAAACUGGGGAAUUUGUCAGGUCACAGUUCUCCUCCAGGAUGCUGUAUGAUAGCAUCUUUUUGUCUCUGCCAUUUAUCCUUAUCACACAGCACAGUAGUUUGUUUAUUGUUUAUCUUAUCUGGAUUGUUUUCUCCUUAAUAUCCAUCUGAUGGCCCUAGAAGGCAGUACUUGUUCACAUACUGGGGGCUUUGCUCUAUACAUACCACCCUAUCCAUCUUACAGGUCCAAAGGGUACCAAAUGGGUAACUGGUACGUACACCCCUCCAGAUUAAAGCUUAUUUGCUAUCUCAAAAGAAUUAGACAUUUCUCAUCCCUUUCCCUGAUUGUAAUCUAAUGAUUUCCCUCUUUAACAUUUGCUGUGCCAUGCAGAAAUGUCAGAUCCAUUUGAGGCGAUUUGAUUGCUGUUGAUCCCUUGGGAAGGCUAAUGUGUAGCCAUUAUCUUCCUGAUAGACUCCAAGCUAAUUGCUGUUCAGAAAGGGCCCAUAUCAAGAGCAUCACGGCUGUUUUGUCAUUCAGCCUUGCCUUCUUUGCUUUGCUGUUUUCUGCUGAGGUCUGUAAUGUAAUGUAAUGUGUUUAAGGUUUCUGACAUGUGCUCUGUACACAUAAACACAUCACAGCUUUCUGUGUGAGCUAAUACAAAGGAGGUUAAGAGAGAAGACAGAAGGGAAUAAGAUAUAUUGUGCUUACAGAUAAAAACAGCUUACUCCAUGGGUAUUCAUGGACACAUAGCUCUGAAAAGCAUGCCUCUAAUUUACUAAAUUACGUAUGAAGCCCUGUGUAGAUUGGACAGCUCUAUUUUUGUGCUUGGAGUUAUAUCCUAAUUUCAUUUCAGAUCUUGUGACAAUCGCAGAAAAGAUGUUUAGGGUAAUCUACUAUAAUCCUUUAAAACAUGUGAAUACCAUCUGAUUCUCAAGACACAACCUUAUAUUAAGCUAUAUCAUAAACUUUAUUUUGUUGGUAUAAAUAUAAACUAUAUUUAUUUGGUACUUUUAGGUUGAAAAAAAAACAAUGGAUGGCAUCAGUAGUGAUUCAAACAUAUUUUGACUUUUGUCUUGAUUCUUGACUUGCAAAUUAAUCAUUGAAGGAAAUUAUAGAACUUCAAAAUUGUUUGAAGUUUAUGUGAUACUGUGUUUCUUUCAAUGUAUCAACAUGUGUCUUAUUUCCACUUAGGGAGGGUCCUGUUGCUUCCAUUGUCCACAGCAUGAGAUAACAUUUCUGAAAGCGCUCUUCACAACAUUCCUGUUGUUCUACUUUGGCAAAAAAACAAGAUGAACCUCUGCCUUGGGCAAGUGUUCAGCAAAGAUAAGACAUUCAGGCCACGGAAGCGCUUCGAGCCUGGCACGCAGAGGUUUGAGCUGUACAAGAAAGCCCAGGCCUCACUCAAGUCGGGCCUGGAUCUGCGCAAAGUGGUUCAGCUGCCUGAGGGCGAGAGCCUCAACGACUGGAUUGCCGUGCAUGUGGUGGACUUCUUCAAUCGCAUCAACCUCAUCUAUGGCACGGUCAGUGAGUUCUGCUCCGAGCGCACCUGCCCUAUAAUGUCCGGCGGCCCGCGCUACGAGUACCGCUGGCAGGAUGGUGACCACUACAAAAGGCCCACCAAGCUACCCGCGCUGAUGUACAUGAACCUGCUCAUGGACUGGAUCGAAACGCUCAUCAAUAACGAGGACAUCUUCCCCACAAGAAUAGGUGUUCCUUUCCCAAAGAACUUCCAGCAGGUGUGCAAGAAGAUCUUGAGCCGACUGUUCCGAGUCUUCGUCCACGUGUACAUCCACCACUUUGAUGUUAUUUGCAGUAUGGGGGCAGAGGCUCACAUAAACACCUGCUAUAAACACUACUACUUCUUCAUCUCUGAGUUCAGCCUCAUCGAACACUCAGAGCUUGAGCCUCUGAAAGAAAUGACAGAAAAAAUCUGUAACUAAUGAGCAAGUAACUCAUGGAACCAUUGUACCAAUGGACCACCAGCAUCACACCAAAAAACGAAGAUCCAAGCAAGCGGACAGUAGGUCUAGCAUAGGCCUAUACUUCAGGAGACCUAGGCUAAUUCAUUCUGAUGAUGGCUUGCCUUUUUCUUGACUUUCUUAUUACAGUGAUAAUACUUUAUUGAUGCUGUUUCUGAAACUGUGGUAUCCUCUGCUGUUUCUUAAACUUUGGUGUCUUUUUUCCAGCUUAUUUAUGCAUGUUAAGUUUCAGUACAUUUUUGGACAGCAAAUGUGAUUUAGUUUUUUUCAUAUAAAAUGUUUUUUUUUUCUGCAUGACUUUUAUAGCAGAAAUGAUGAGCCGAAAUUCUUUAACUACAGAGCCUACACUUGAAUCAUUAACAUUCCAGUGUUGUAUGACACCAUUUGGGAUAGGCACAGCGAACAGUGACAACAGGCUACCAAGACAGUUGUUUCCACUUAAGUAUUCAUCAAUAUGUACUUGUUCUAGAAGUGCCAGAUAUCCAGUAGGCUGGUUUUAUUUAUUGUUCAGAUUAAAUCUCAGCUAACCUUCAAUUGUUGAUUUUGGUACCAUGCUUAAAAAGCAGUGUAUAGGCCUAAUGUAUAAUUUGUCAUGUUGUUGUUGUUAUUGUUGUUUUUAAUAAUAAAUGCAGUAGCCUAGCCUGUUAA
Molecule: messenger RNA, 2989 nt
Organism: Alosa alosa (allis shad)
Lineage: Eukaryota; Metazoa; Chordata; Actinopteri; Clupeiformes; Clupeidae
Gene: mob3c
Product: MOB kinase activator 3C
Exons: 3
Coding region: 1652-2302 (216 amino acids)
Biological process (GO): signal transduction; positive regulation of protein phosphorylation
Cellular component (GO): cytoplasm; nucleus
Molecular function (GO): protein kinase activator activity
Source: RefSeq, a predicted model, not a curated record